Styela clava is the source of this 1791-nucleotide messenger RNA. Lineage: Eukaryota; Metazoa; Chordata; Ascidiacea; Stolidobranchia; Styelidae. The record is from RefSeq and is a predicted model, not a curated record.
UUUUCCAGAUAAAUUACACACUGUAAAUAAAAACUUCGUAAACCGAGGUGUAAAUCUUAAAAUCAACAAGGAUCUUUUACUCUGCUUUGAAAAUUAUUGAAGGACUUUUGCAUUGCAGUCAAUUGAUCAACUUUAUUUUUAUUCCUAAUCCAAAUCUCUCCCGCAAGUAAAUAUGGCAAAGUGGGGAGAAGGCGAUCCACGUUGGAUAGUUGAAGAGAGAGCUGAUGCUCAUAACGUUAAUAACUGGCAUUGGAGAGAAAGUGAUGCCACCCAGUGGUCAAAGAAUAAGUUUAAAGAACUUCUUGACGGUAUGUUGAUCGGUGAUGAGAGUGUGGGAUCCUGCACUUUAUCAAAUAUAGUCUGCGAAGGAGAGGCUUCUGUUAGCAAUAGAAAAAACAAAAUCAUUUGUUUCUAUGAGUGGAAAAUCUCAGCUAAGUGGAAAGGAGGCGUGAAGAAUGAUGCCACAGUCUACAAAGGCGAACUUAUCAUAGAAAACAUGUCGGAAGAGUACGAACCUGAUGAAGUUGAUGUGGAAAUCAAGAUUAAUAAAGAGAAUAAAGAGAACACGACAAUCACAGCACUGAUGAAAACAUUCGGAGUCGUACUGGUUCGUGAAAAACUUCAAGCCUAUCUUGAUCAACUACGGACGAACUACGGCACACAACUAAUUCUCCCCCCCAAAGAUGCAAAAGUUGAUUCGAGAACUGCGGUUUCAACGAUGAAAAAUAGUACGAAUUUAAUCAAAAAGGAAAUGAAUAAUCUUGCAAUGAACGACAAGAAAACGGAUAAAACAAAUGCCGGCAUCAAAAUCACAACAAAGAAACUUACGAUGUCCGAGACUUUCAUGACAACGGUGGACGAACUCUAUCUGACCCUGACACUGAAAGAUCGCAUCUCGGCUUGGUCUAGAAGUGAAGUGAAGUCUGACGUGGACGUUGGGACAGUUCUCACUUUGUUUGAUAAGAAUGUGGAAGCUGAAUUUACUGAAUUAGUCCGUGACAAGAAACUCGUUAUGAAAUGGCGGAUGAAGUCAUGGAUGGCUGGUCACUACUCAACUGUGACAUUGGAUUUAGAGCAAACAGUAGAUGGCGCUAAAGUAUCUCUACAACAAUCUGGAAUCCCAGAGAAUUCUGUCGAAGCUACUACCAAUGGAUGGCGCCGUUACUACUGGGACGCAAUUAAAAUGACCUUUGGCUAUGGGUCGCGGAUAAUGUGAUGUUAGCUUGUCUUGUGUUGUUGUUAUCAAAACUUGAAUUUUGUCGUUAGGGACUCUAGUACGGAACAUCAAUCAAGAUGAUUAAAAUAAUUCUUGGUUUUAAUGUUAAUUUGGCAUUUUGUGGCAAAAUUCAGAUGCCACACACAAACACAAUUAUAUUUUGAGGUCAGACUUUUGAACUGUGUUUUAUGCUCAUUUGAAGAAGUCCAACCCAUACGCUACCGACAUAUAUUGUGUUAGUGUGCAUCGUAAGACUUUUAAAUCACUUAAAAUAGUCAUCUCUAUUCUUGCUACAGCUUCCUUGCAUUAUACGCAUACAUAUCCUUAUUUUUGGGUCAAUAUGAAAAUACCAUGCUCACACUAGGACCCAAUAGCACAUUUUAUCAUAGCGAAGAGCAACACUUAACGGUGAAACUCUUUAACUCUUGAAUCACUUAGAAUGGCCACGGUCUGUAUUGCUACAGCUUCCUUGCUCUAUAUCCAUACGGAUCCACUAGUGGAAAUAUGCUUACAAAUUAUGUGAUUAUCAGUUGAAGGUUACGCAAGACCAACUACUACCUUUCCUUGCUCUAUGC